This is a messenger RNA of Benincasa hispida (wax gourd), 1022 nucleotides long. Its product is annotated as Nucleic acid-binding, OB-fold-like protein. Gene Ontology annotation, molecular function: RNA binding. Gene Ontology annotation, cellular component: cytoplasm; nuclear exosome (RNase complex). The record is from RefSeq and is a predicted model, not a curated record. Lineage: Eukaryota; Viridiplantae; Streptophyta; Magnoliopsida; Cucurbitales; Cucurbitaceae. Gene Ontology annotation, biological process: RNA processing.
CAACUCCAAUCCCUAGGCGGUUGAGCCGCCGCCCGAAAAAUUGGGUGCAACCAAAUUUAGAGGGAAGGUCACCCCGCCAGUUACAAUCGAAAAGCUCAGUCUGUUCUGUUCCAAUCUCAAAGACAAUGAAAGAAGGCGAGGAAGAGACUACUGAGUUCGUCACUCCAGGUGAAGUUCUCGGAAUCUUUUCCGACUUCAGACCUGGAAGAGGCGCUUAUGUCUUCAACAACACUGUUUAUGCUUCUCUUUCUGGUUUCCGCCGCACUAUUCCUCCUCCCACCGACUCUUCGGAUCUAAGAUCAACUGUGGAAGUGACUGGUCAUAAGGCCCAUGGUGCUGUUCCAGCUCCUGGAUCUAUUGUCAUAGCUCGAGUCACAAAAGUAAUGUCUAAAAUGGCAUCAGCUGAUAUCAUGUGUGUUGGUCCAAAGUCUGUGAAAGAGAAGUUUACUGGAAUUAUAAGGCAACAAGAUGUUCGAGCAAUGGAGAUCGAUAAAGUAGAUAUGCAUUUGUCAUUUCGUCCUGGUGACGUUGUGAAAGCUCUUGUUCUUUCUCUUGGAGAUGCAAGGGCCUAUCAUCUAUCAACUGCAAAAAAUGAACUCGGCGUGGUCUCUGCAGAGAGCACAGCAGGUGCAGUGAUGGUUCCCAUAAGUUGGACAGAAAUGCAGUGUCCAUUAACAGGCCAAAUUCAGCAAAGAAAAGUAGCCAAAGUUGGAGGAUGACUUGCUUAACUGAGACAACGCUGUUCCUUUUUCUUUUUUUCCAAUAUCAUCUUAUUUUUCUUUUCAUUUUCAAUACUAGUUUCUCAUUUAUAAUGUCGAGUAUCGAGUUUAGAAAAUUGCACAUUGAAUUAUGGUAAUUGUAUACCAUUUAGAGGGGUCCUUAAUUUUCAUAUGGUAUUGUUGAUUCAGGAUAGGAGGAAGAUGAUUAUUAUUGUAACAUUUAUUUUGUAUGAUCGAAAAUAUAUAAGCAGUUUACCUAACUGUAUUAUAUAAAGGAGGGAUAUCUUCUAAUGUUGUUAUACA